AUGAGUAAAUUCAUCUUGGUCUUCUUUGACGACGUCUUGGUUUAUAGCUUAACUUGGGAAGAACACCUACAUCACCUACGGACAAUUUUUGAGACUUUCCGACAGCACCGACUUGUUGCCAUGCUAAGCAAGUGUGCGUUUACAUGCUCCACCAUAGCUUACUUGGGUCAUCGUAUCUCCAGUGUUGGUGUAGAAAUAGAUCCAAAGAAGAUCCUUGCAAGCCAGCAAUGGCCUUUUCCUACCACGGUGCGUGGCUUGUGCGGGUUCCUAGGCUUGACCGGAUACUAUCGCCAGUUUGUUCCCCAUUAUGCAAGCCUUGCGAGCUCGUUGACUGACUUGCUUUGUAAAAACGCCUUCGUUUGGACCAUGGAGGCCACCACGGCUUUUGAAGCAUUAAAGAUUGUGUUGACAACCACUCUUGUGUUGUAA
Molecule: messenger RNA, 429 nt
Organism: Dioscorea cayenensis subsp. rotundata (Guinea yam)
Lineage: Eukaryota; Viridiplantae; Streptophyta; Magnoliopsida; Dioscoreales; Dioscoreaceae
Exons: 1
Coding region: 1-429 (142 amino acids)
Source: RefSeq, a predicted model, not a curated record